CUUAAGGAUUGAGUGGAGUGUAGAAAGGCAGGCCUGGUAAGGAGAGGCCAGUCAGAGCUUCAGACAACUCUUCCAUCAGGGAAGCAAGAAGCAAGGUGGCCACAAUGGGGGCCAGGAUGCCCUUCUUUCUCUUCUUGACUCUCCUGGGCAGCUCACAGGGAACAGGGCCAGGAAUGAUUUUGCAGCUGAAGCUGAAGGACUCCUUUCUAGCAAAUUUCUCCUAUGACUCCAACUUUCUGGAAUUGCUCGAAAAGCUCUGCUUCCUCCUCCAUCUCCCAUCGGGGACCAAUGUCACCCUCCAUCAUUCAGGAUCCCCACUCCACGUCACCUGCAGUCUGAGAAUAGUCGAAACCUGUGUACCUCCCUUGGCCCAGGCAUUUGGCCACCAAGGUGGGACUGCAUAGGAGGAAGGCUGGGCAGGAAUGUCAGCAUCUCAAGGACACCCAGUGACACCGACCAAGCCAAUCUGUUUCCCCAUUUAUGAAAUUC
Neogale vison (American mink) is the source of this 489-nucleotide messenger RNA. It is a transcript of the gene SFTA2, whose product is annotated as surfactant associated 2. The record is from RefSeq and is a predicted model, not a curated record. The transcript has 4 exons. The coding region runs from base 105 to 404 and encodes 99 amino acids. NCBI's taxonomy places the organism in Eukaryota, Metazoa, Chordata, Mammalia, Carnivora, Mustelidae.